Klebsormidium nitens is the source of this 3050-nucleotide messenger RNA. NCBI's taxonomy places the organism in Eukaryota, Viridiplantae, Streptophyta, Klebsormidiophyceae, Klebsormidiales, Klebsormidiaceae. The record is from the annotation of a GenBank genome assembly.
CCUCCGACGAAUCCCUUCAUAAGCUCGCUGAUCUCACGGAAGCUGCCGAGUUUGAGGGCUUUAGGGACCCUGCUAAGAACACUGCUUCCAAGUCAGCUGCCAACAAAUCUGAACCGUGGCUGCGCCACAGGCUUCGGCGUCACGCUCAGUUUUGGCAAUCCUUUGUUACUUCGAGCUUUGUUCUUGGAAUCAUUCUCUCAGGGUACGCUCUCCCCUGGCUUUCCUCCCCUCCUUCUGAGCCACACCGUCAGCGGAACCAUCCUUCCGCCUUCGAGCACGCGGACUUCGUCUCCGACGCAGUCAACACGCUGCGAAUUACCGGGACAAUCCUGCCCGUGGAUCAUCCUCCGUUUGUGGUCAGCCCGCUGGGGGUGGUGCCAAAAGCCGAAGAUAAGCUUCGUCUCAUUUUGGAUCUGCGUUUUCUGAAUUCCUUCCUACAAGUACCAAAGUUCAAGUACGAGUCUCUCCGUCUCGUUUCAGAGCUUUGUCUUCCCCACGACUUUCUGUUCACCGUAGACCUGAAAGCCGGCUAUCACCAUAUCGACAUCUCUGAGCCUGAUUGGAAGUUCCUAGGUUUCCAAUGGCAGGGCCAGUACUACGUUUUUACUCAACUUCCGUUCGGCUUAGCCCCAGCCUGUUAUGUUUUCACAAAAGUUAUGCGCCAGCUGACUCAGUCUUGGCGCGCACGCGGUUACAAGCUUGUGCACUACAUCGACGACUUCUUUUUCACCUGCCGCGACGCAGCCGAGUUCGCCAGGGUGCAAGCCUCAGUUUUAGCGGAUUUAGCAGCUGCAGGGUUAGUCGUGUCUUUGGAAAAGUGCCAGCUCAGCCGCAGCCAUGUCGUCAAGUUUCUAGGUUUCGUCGUCGACACCCUGUUUGGCCAGUUCCGUCUAACCGCUCUCCAGAAACAGAAGCUCCAAUCAGCUAUCCAAGCUUGCCUCAAUCAGCCUCUUGCAGUUCCCGCUAAGCUCCUCGCUCGCGUAACUGGCAUUAUCAACUCUUUCUCUCUAGUUACAGGCCCUAUCUCUGGCCUCUUCUCUCGCUCGCUCCAUCGCUCUCUCGCAACCCGUUCUUCCUGGUACAGCAAGGUUUCUCUAGACUCUGCAGCGCUUGCAGAACUUCGGUUCUGGCAGUCUCGCCUUCAUCUUUACCAGAGUCGCGAUAUCUGGCGUCGCCAUUCCAUUCUGCGCGUUAUUCAUUACGAUGCGGGCGGUCAGGGCUGGGGUGGACACUUAGAGAUCGGUCGUGAGCGCCAUGAGGCGCACGGAGCUUGGGCAGAGCACGAAGUUCAUGGCGUCACGUCUUCCACGUGGCGCGAGCUGACAGGCCUCUUACACCUUCUUCGCGCCUUUCGUCCUUUCCUCUCCGACUGCUCAGUUCUCGCGCGUGGCGAUGCUCUGAACGUGUUUACGAUCCUCUCUAAGGGCGGCUCAGCCAAGGAGCAUCUUCAAGCGGUCUGCCUUCAGCUUUUUACCUUCUGCGCGGAGAACCGGAUCGAGUUGCGCCCCGAGUGGCUUCCCCGCGAAGAGAACGUUCGCGCAGACUACCUUAGCAAAGUGCGCGAUGUCGACGACUUUAGCCUUUCCUCUGCUAGCUUCGCCUUCGUCUCCCAGCAGUUUGGCCCGUUCACAGUAGACCGUUUUGCUAGCACGCAUAACGCUAAGCUCCCUCGUUUCGACGCUUUCUUCUGGUGCCCUGGUGCGGCGGCUGCGAAUACGUUCACGCAAGACUGGGGGCCGCCUGAGCGUAACUACUGUUUCCCGCCUCCGGGUUUAGUCGCGCCCGCGCUUCGACACGCGCGCGCGUGCCGCGCGCGCAUGACGCUGGUCGUUCUGGGGUGGCGCUCUGCCCCGUGGUGGCCCCUGCUCUCCGGAAGUGUCGCGGCCGGCCGCGGCUUCGCCCCGUUCGUGCGUCGGCACCUGCACUUUCCCAAGGGUCGCUCCGUUCUAGUUCCCGGGCGCGCUUCUCGUGACCAGUUCGUCGAUUGGUUCACCUUCGACAGCUGGGACCUCCCUGCCGCCGGCCUUUCCACGUCUGAUCCCGAACUCGCUCACCUUUCAAUCGACCUUCAUGAUGCUGCGCUCGUCUGCCGCGCUCCCGGUACUUUUCAACAGUACGCUGGCCCGUGGCGCAAGUACAAAGCUUGGUGUGCCGAAAAAGGAGUCUCUGCGCUUCCGUCAAAGCCCCUUACUGUCGCCCUGUACAUGAUGCGCCUGCUGCGCACCGCCAAUACGCCUUCACCUCUCAAAACUUUUUCGGGAGCCGUCUACUUCAAUCACACCCUCGCUGGCUUACCCUCUCCGACCAACCACCCGAUCGUUCGCAUGGCCAGAGAAGCUGCCCGCCGACUUAAGAUCGCCGGUCAAAACCAGAAGCGCCCGUUCUUAGCAUCCCAGAUCCGUCGGUUGUUUUCGAUCUGGGCCGGUGACACUGCAACCCUGCACAGCCUGAUGAAACUCACCGCAAUCGUCUUGUGCUACACCUCUUUCUUUCGAUACGACGACUUAGUCGCCGUCCGCUGGCAGGACAUCAAAUUCCUCCCGUCACACGCAGAGCUUUUUGUCCCGGAGAGUAAAACUGAUCAGUACCGUCAAGGGGAUUCUGUUUUCAUCGCGCGCUUGGGUGGCCAGUUUUGCCCGGUCGGUUUGAUUGAGCGCCUUCUUCAAGUCGGACAGUACCGUCUCUUCGGGCCCGGUUCUCUCAUCCGUUCUUCCCUGGUGUGCCCACCUACCCAGCGCCUGAAAUCAAACGCGCCCUGCUAUAGCACCGUCUUGAGUUGGUUCAAGGAGGCAGCUUCUUUGCUCGGCUUAAACCCUGAGUUUUACGGGACGCACUCUGGCCGGCGCGGGGGCGCGACCGGCGCGGCCGCGCGCGAGGUUCCUGAUCGCGUGUUCAAACGCCAUGGCCGUUGGCGUUCUGACCGCGCAAAGGACCUGUACGUCCGGGAGACGCUCCAGGCGCGGCUGUCCACCACCCGCAACUUGGGCCUCCAGGAAGACAUCCCCCUUGCCCAGCUUCACGAAUUCGAGGCCGAAGCGUGUUUGCUUUGA